AUGUCAAAUGGAACUGUUAUUUACUGGAAAGAAAAACAAGUAAUUUUGGGAGAAGAGUCGACUGGAGCUUUUGAGAGAAAUAAAAGGUGCUGUCAAAUCCAUGAUAACUGUUACAGUGAUGCUGUGAAGCUAAAGGAGUGCUGGCCAAUCAUUGACAAUCCUUACACCAUCACCUACAGUUAUACCUGUUCUGAGAACACUAUUGUCUGCACCAGCAGAAAUAGACCUUGUAAGAUGUUUGUCUGUGAAUGUGACCGUAAGGCAGCCAUCUGCUUCUCUACAGCAAAAUACAAUCAGCAGUAUAAGAAUCUGGACCAAUCUCAGUACUGUAAAUAGGAAAUGAAUGUUAUUAACCAUAUGUUACUUUGAAAUAUGAAAUCUAUAUGUAUCUAUGCAGUUUAUUUCAAAAUAUUUCUAAAUAUCUUUGAUUUCCAUAUUCACACUGUUCUCUAUAAACUGCAAUCUCAUUUAAAUCCAAAACUGUAUGUUCUGUGCUAACAGUCUUUGACCAAAGUUAACAAACACACAACACCAGGUUAGAGACCAACAGGUUUAGUUGGAAGCACCUGGUGGUGUGUGAUUUUUAACUUUGUACACCCCAAUCCAACACCGGCAUCUCCAAAUCAGUCUUUGACCAAUGUUGCAUUUACAUCGCGCAUUAUCUGUCAUUCUGAAGAGCUGGAUCAUAUAGAAUCAGUGCAUUGUGGGACUAGACCAAUCAACCAAUUAAGUCAAAAUGACCCUUUGAAGAGCAUUCCAACUAGAAUCAAUCCCCUUCCCUGAUGCCUAUAAUCCUGCAUUUCUCCUAGCUAAUCCACCUACCCUGCACAUCCUUGGACACUAUGGGCAAUCUACCUAAC
Messenger RNA from Chiloscyllium plagiosum (whitespotted bambooshark), 860 nucleotides. Lineage: Eukaryota; Metazoa; Chordata; Chondrichthyes; Orectolobiformes; Hemiscylliidae. The record is from RefSeq and is a predicted model, not a curated record.